UCCAGGCGCUCUUCGGCCACAGUCUUGGCGGGACUUCGGCGCGGUGCAAACAGAAUCGCGGAAGGCUAGGCGUGACGGGACUGCGGGACCCUCCGGCCAGCCAUCGGCGUGCUCCGAGCUUGGAACGGCGACGCGGCGACGCGAGUGCAGUGCUUCGGGAUUGGAGUUACCACGGCGAGCGGCGGUCCCAAGCCGUCUUCUUUCAUUGGCCCCGAUAAGGUGAUCUCCGUCAUGCCGCCUUUCGAGGGUUUCGACUGCACGACGGGCACCACCAAGGCUGGCCAGACCGCCGAGCCCGAGCUCAACAACAACGUCCUGCUCCUGGACAACACACCGGCGCGCAAGGAAGUGGCUGCCGAGGACGACGAUGAGGAGUUGGUGGUGGACGACAAGGGCCAGCGCCUCGUGGACACGCCCAUCCCCGCGGCCAAGGAGAUCGAGAAGGAGGCACACAAGCGCGAGCUGAGGGGACGCCAACUCGUGUGGCACAACAUCAUCCUCAUCACCGUCUUCCACGCCCUGGCGUUCUGGGCCACCUUCACCUACAUCUUCGACCUCUCGUGGAAGUCGUGGAUUUACAGCAUCUCUCUCGGAGCCCUCGGGGGUCUCGGAGUGACGGCGGGCUGCCACCGCCUCUGGUCGCACCGCUCGUACAAGGCCGCCGCGCCCCUCCGGGUGUUCCUGGCCCUGUGCUACUCCAUCGCCGGCCAGAACACGAUCCUGGAGUGGGUGCGCGACCACCGCGUGCACCACAAGUUCACCGAGACGGACGCCGACCCGCACAACGUGAAGAGGGGCUUCUUCUUCGCGCACGUCGGCUGGCUGAUGCAACGCAAGCACCCCGACGUGCUGCGGCAGGGCCAGAAGGUGGACCUCAGCGACGUGCAGGCCGACCCCGUCGUCCAGUGGCACCAGCGCCACUUCCUGCUCCUCAAGAUCCUGCUCUGCUUCGUGCUGCCGCCGCUCAUCCCGGUGUACGCGUGGAACGAGCCGUGGCACCUGGCCAUCUACUCGUGCGCCGUCGUCCGCUACGUGCUGCUGCUCAACUUCACCUGGCUGGUCAACAGCGCGGCGCACAUGUUCGGCAACAAACCGUUCGACAAGCGCAUCAACCCCACCGAGAACGUGCUGGUGUCCGCCGUGGCCAUGGGUGAGGGCUGGCACAACUACCACCACGUAUUCCCCUGGGACUACAAGACGUCCGAGUACAGCUACUUCUUCAACGCGACCACCGUCUGGAUCGACAUCUUCUCCAAGCUGGGCCUGGCCUUCGACUGCAAGACGGCCACGCCCGACAUGGUGCGCCGCGUGGCGCUGCGCCACGGCGACAACUCUCACCCCGACCACAAGCGCGUCGAGAGCGAUCACCACCACCCCGAGGAGGUGACGUACGACGAGUACCUGCGCGUCAUCAAGGAGGACGACGUGUACACGGGCGUCAAGGACCUGCACAACGAGGAGGACGUGACGCGCUCGGAGAAGGGCAGAGCGUGAGGACCGCGGCGCGUCCACGUCCAGGAUGACGUCCAGGAUGGCGUCCAGGACGGCGUCGCGGACGCGCGCGCUCAGUGAGGACUGACUGAUCCUGGCCCAGUCGUGGCGCCCCGUGCCGCCCGGCCUGCGCGUAGCGCCCUGUGCGGCUGUGCGUGCGGAUUUGCGACGAUUUGCCCAGAGCCGCUUGCAAAUACGCCGCCGGACGCGGGCAAAGCGGCGCAGCGCGGUGGCCGGGCGAGGUGCAUGACGACGCGAAGGCGCGUGGCAGACAGUGGCGUGCGCGAGGCGGAAGGGUUGCCUGCUUGGCGGGCGGCGGCCUUGCCGUGGCCGUGCCGCGCGCCGCGACACACCGGCAGGCCACCCAACCUACUCGAGGCGAGCAGACGCCGACUUGUGGGUUGUGGUUUGGCGGGCAUCGAAUGCAGCAGCCUGCCCCACGGCGACCUUAAAGGCUUCGCCGGUUGCUCGGCGCUGCUGGCGGGGGGGCGUCAAGCGGAGCCAAGCGGAGCCGGAAUGUAAUUUUCGAAUGUUCGAGUUUGUGAUACUUCGGGGCGCACUGUUAGACUGCCACAGGCCGGCAUGCAGUCGGCAUGCAGCCGGCAGGCCGCUGGCACGGUGCGCUUUAGCAGUGCGCUCGCGUGGCGUACAGGGGAACCGCUUUCUCUUGUAGCUCAUAGUAGUGUGUAGACAUAAUAUUAUAAUAUAAAUCUUGUUUUUGUGAACUUGUACUGAGUGGAUUUUCUUUUGUAAUAAAUAAAAUAUCACAGAUGUAGAAAGUGUUGUGAGGCGUUUUGCAGACAGGGAAAAAUAGGCACCGAAAGCGAUACAGUCGCCUUCAUUUCACUCAAGUGCUCAUGGCCGCACACCCCUGGUAACGAAAAAUAAACCGUCGAGCAAGAGACCCUUCGAUUCAUA
Molecule: messenger RNA, 2409 nt
Organism: Thrips palmi
Lineage: Eukaryota; Metazoa; Arthropoda; Insecta; Thysanoptera; Thripidae
Product: delta(9)-fatty-acid desaturase fat-6-like
Exons: 6
Coding region: 232-1494 (420 amino acids)
Biological process (GO): unsaturated fatty acid biosynthetic process
Cellular component (GO): endoplasmic reticulum membrane
Molecular function (GO): iron ion binding; stearoyl-CoA 9-desaturase activity
Source: RefSeq, a predicted model, not a curated record